UCAAGCCUGUCGCAAUUAUAUCAGUAUUUCGUAACCUUACGAUAAUCGUACGCAUGCGCAGUUAAAGCGAGCUCUUCAAACGAAGGUAUUUUAUCUGAUGUUUGGUGUCUGCUGUCAGUUUUCACUUGGACGUAAACAAGUUGUAAAAGUUCUGUUAGAGGAUGUCUUUAAGCGGAAAAGAAAAGAAGCGAGGGCCAAACUGGACGAUAGAAGAAAGAAAUACGCUUAUAGAGCUAUGCCGGGCCAGUACAAACACACUCAAAAUGAACUGGGGAGAAGUGGCUGACAGGGUGAACAGUAUCGGGGGAAACUCCAGAGUCGCCCCUGAGGUUAAAAAGAAGUGGACUGAUAUGAAGAGCAAUGUAAAGAGGAAGGCGCAGCAAGAACGGACAGAAAGCAGGCAGACAGGAAAUGGGUUGAAGACUAUAAAUCUGGAUUCUUGGGAGGAAAUGGUAUUGACAACCAUUCCAAAGGUGUCAGUUGAUGGCAUUCCUGGAGGCGUGCAGUGCGGGGUUUCUUCAAUCCAGGAAUCGAAUAAAGAAGAAGAAGAAGAAGAAGAAGAAAAAGACAUGAUCCAGGGAGCAGCAGCUAAUGUGAAAGACCGCUCAUCAUCAGUAAAGUUUUCUUCUUGUAAUGCAACAGGGGGUUCCACAUCAAAUCUUCAACUGCGAAUGGUGAUGGCCCAGGAGCAACAAAACAGUAUUCUGUCAUCAAUAGAUUCUACAUUGAAGAAAAUGUUAGAAUACCAAAAAGAAAAAUCCGUUGACCUUCUACAUUUUGAAUAUUAAUUUAAGAAAACAUUCAUAUAAAAUUAUGUAUCGGUUUCUUAGACUCAUUGAAAAUGUGUUAAGUUAUAUUAUUCAACUGGCCACAAUUUCUCAACACUUUUUCAAUCAAUGAGGUUACAUAACUCCAUAUUAUCCUAAAUACAAGUUAUGGCCCCUGAUUGACUUAGGUUAAAGUUUUAGGGCAGGUUAAAUUUUAGGGCAAGUUGGGAUUUUCACUUAAAACUCCAAUACCAUUCAUUCAAUUGACUUAAUGCUUCGCACAGAUGUUCAGAGCCAUCACAUAAUGAGGUUAGAUAACUCCAUAUUAUCCUUUAUACAAAUUAUGGCCUCUGAUUGACUAUGGAACUUAGGUUAAAGUUUUAGGGCAGGUUGGGAUAUUGUUUAAUAACUUCUAUACCCUUCAUUCAAUUGACUUAAUACUUCACACAAUUGUUCAGGACCAUCAGCCAAUGAGGUUACAUAACUCCAUAUCCUUAAUACAAGUUAUGGCCCCUGAUUGACUUGGGUUAAAGUUUUGGGCAAAAUUAUUUACGACCAUAUUACAACAAGAAACAUAACUCAUUUUUAAGCCUAAAUACAAAUUAUGGCCCUUGAAUUUAAAAAAAAUAAAUUUAACUUCCUUUUAAAGACAUAUUUGUAUAUUCUUAACCACAUUUUCAUAAUGGGAAAUCAAGUUAUUUGAAUGACUUGCGUCAUUGUUUUGGCGGGCUGGUGGAAGGGCAGCAUCAAAGUCACCUUAUGUAUCGAAUAAUUUCAGUUAGGUUUGACAUAAAGAGACCAAACUUGGUAUUUUUAUACGUUAUUGUAUUCUAAGUCAAAGCGACGUAGACGAGCGCGCUGUCUUACGACGGCUUUAAGAGACUUUAGACUUUGAAUGGGAAUUAUGUUUAUGGUUAUCACAAUUAACUCUUUCAUUUAUCAAAGUUCAGUUACAGUAUGUAUUUUGGCCUAUAAAAAUAAGCUUUGUACACCUGUUAUGCUUCAUAAGAUGUUUUGAGAUAUUGGGGCCAGC
Molecule: messenger RNA, 1800 nt
Organism: Mya arenaria
Lineage: Eukaryota; Metazoa; Mollusca; Bivalvia; Myida; Myidae
Product: nuclear apoptosis-inducing factor 1-like
Exons: 6
Coding region: 162-788 (208 amino acids)
Cellular component (GO): nucleus
Source: RefSeq, a predicted model, not a curated record